Molecule: messenger RNA, 2476 nt
Organism: Paramisgurnus dabryanus
Lineage: Eukaryota; Metazoa; Chordata; Actinopteri; Cypriniformes; Cobitidae
Source: RefSeq, a predicted model, not a curated record
AGCUCUCGUGAGCUCCUCCUCCUUCAGCCUCAGCGCGAGGACGCAACUAGAGCACACACUCUCGCGCACUUCAGUGAUUGCAACACGCUGUGGAAGUCAACCUGCGCACCCUAUCAUCUGAUCCUACGCAGUUUAAUCUUUGUGAACGUGACGGACAGCUGUCAGAUCUGAGGAUGGAUGAGCUACAGGAUGUGCAGUUGACUGAGAUCAAACCCCUCCUGACAGACAAGAACGGACAGAACUUCCAGGACUUUGAUUGUCAGGAGCACGACAUUGAGACCCCCCAUGGCGUCCUUCACGUGACUUUGAGAGGGUCCCCUAAAGGCAACCGCCCCGUCAUUCUGACCUAUCAUGACAUUGGACUCAACCAUAAGUCCUGUUUCAACACCCUCUUUAACUUUGAGGACAUGCAGGAGAUCACCCAGCACUUUGCUGUGGUCCAUGUGGAUGCUCCAGGCCAGCAAGAAUCUGCCCCUCCUUUUCCCACUGGAUAUCAGUACCCUACUAUGGAUGAGCUGGCCGAGAUGCUGCCCUCAGUUUUGACCCAGCUGAAGAUCAACAGUAUGAUUGGAAUCGGUGUUGGUGCAGGAGCCUAUAUCCUCACUAGACUGGCUCUGAAUGAACCUGCAUUGGUGGAGGGAUUGGUGCUUAUCAAUGUGGACCCCUGUGCUAAGGGCUGGAUUGACUGGGCUGCCUCAAAGCUGUCUGGAUGGACCAGUAAUCUGGUUGACAUUGUGAUGGAGCAUCAUUUCAGCACGGACGAGUUGACGGAGAAUAACGAGAUCAUUCAAACAUAUCGUCUGCACAUCGCCCAAGACAUCAACCAGGACAACUUGGCUCUCUUCUGCCAUUCUUACAACAGCCGCAGAGAUCUGGAAAUUGAGAGGCCCGUUGUGGGACUGAAUGAAAACACAGUAAAAACUCUGAAGUGUCCUUCUCUGCUAAUAGUAGGGGAUGCAUCACCAGCAGUAGAGGCUGUGGUUGAAUGCAACUCAAGGCUAAACCCAACCAAAACUACACUACUAAAGAUGGCAGACUGUGGUGGACUUCCUCAAGUUGUCCAACCGGGUAAACUCGCUGAGGCUUUCAAGUACUUUGUCCAGGGAAUGGGCUACAUCCCCCAUAUGCUGCUCAGCCACUUGAACAGCGAAUCAGUGCCCACUGCUAGCAUGACCCGGCUGGCACGGUCUCGCACCCACUCUGCCUCCAGCAUGGGUUCAGCAGAGGGUUCACGAAGCCGUGCACAUACCAGCUCACAGAUUGAGGGCGCCACCGGUGGCUCUGUUCAUGACAACCAAACCAGACCACAAACCAUGGAGGUGUCCUGCUAAGAAUAAAGCCUGGGAUCAGUCCUUUUUCGGAUUGCUUUGUACCAUUUUUUUCCACUCCAUCAUUGUCAUUUCAAACUUUUACUUGUCAUUCUCCUGGCCUGAUAAGGGAUGCAAUGUUUGAUUUAAUCCGUGUAUUUAAAAGAUUAAAGUGUUUCUACACUGCAUGACUAACUUGCACACUAACUUUCGUUGGUUUUACCUUCAUCUUUAAUCUCAUGCUUUUUAGAAAUGGGUUUACUUUUCACUCUCAGUAUGCUUCUCAUGUAUAUACUUUGCUCACGGCUGUUGUAUGUUGAACAUUCAUAGGGUUUUCCCAUCUGUAGUGAGAGAGUUGACUUUCUCUCCCGGUCUCUCUAAGGUCUUCCUCGCCCUUAUGUUUACUAUAGACGACCAAACCACUUCUUUGUCAUUCACUUUCUGGCCUGGUGUCUUUCUUUAAAAAAGUUUGUACUGCUGUCGUAAUUUGUUUUCAUUUUUAGGUUCAAUUAUGUUGUUUGUAGUGUUUGAGUUGUCUUUUACGAUUCAUUAAAUGAGCAUGACCUUAUUUAAAAGUGAAACAUAGACAUUUAUAUUAGUAUUGCUAAUGUUGAUCUUUCUACAGACUGUAUAACUGUCCAUUUAGUUUAGUUUGGUUUUCUUUGUUUACUGUAUUACACCAGAAGCCCCUGUCUAGCAAGGAGUUUGGAUUUAAGCUAGUUAAAUACACGAAAACAACCUGUGCUUGGGAUUUGAUGUCAACACAAAAAAAAAUACAGUAACCAAAAGAUCUGUAGCUUAUUUAACAAGCUGUUAGUAUUUACAACAGAGAUUGAAUAUAUAAAAGCACUUUUCCUGCUGUAAACACACACUGUAUUUGUAUAUGGGCUUACAAUUCGCUAUAUUUCAUGUACAGUGGGUGGAUGUCUCAGUAACCUCAUUAUUUUGACUAAUGUUUUUGUUAUGGUUAUUGAUCUUUAUUCUUAUUUUAAUUGAUGGCAAUUCUCUGUCGAUUGCUGAUUGUUACGCUGCCUUGAGUGAGUUUGUGAUUAUGCCUUGUGCUUUGUCCUCCAAGCCUUUAGAGGGCGUUGUACUGCAUACUGUCUGCUGGGUAUAUCAAUUUGUACGAAUAUUAAAAUAAAGUAGUUGUACAUAAAAACGGUGUUGUU